This is a messenger RNA of Ziziphus jujuba (common jujube), 3239 nucleotides long. RefSeq names its product protein argonaute 4. Gene Ontology annotation, cellular component: cytoplasm. The coding region runs from base 168 to 2915 and encodes 915 amino acids. Gene Ontology annotation, molecular function: protein binding; RNA binding. NCBI's taxonomy places the organism in Eukaryota, Viridiplantae, Streptophyta, Magnoliopsida, Rosales, Rhamnaceae. The transcript has 23 exons. The record is from RefSeq and is a predicted model, not a curated record. Gene Ontology annotation, biological process: regulatory ncRNA-mediated post-transcriptional gene silencing.
CCCAUUCACAGUCACAGUCACAAUAACAGUCACUCUUCUACCAACAGAGAGAGAGAGAGAGAGAGAGAGAGCGUUGACACAGUCUCUGAGGUUUUUUCAUUUCUCUCUUCUGCUUCUCUCUCUGUGUUUAGGGUUUUUCUCCUUUCGGUUUAUUCGACUUGCAGGAUAUGGAUUCUGGUGAGCCUAAUGGAAAAGAAGCAGAGGAUGCGUUGCCUCCUCCCCCUCCUGUUAUUCCAGCAAAUGUUGUUCCAAUUCGAGCAGAGCCAGACCAGACUCCUGAACCUGUUAAAAAGAAACCCUUGCGAGUACCAAUUGCUAGACGAGGCGUUGGAUCUAAAGGCCAAAAGAUACCUUUGGUCACUAAUCAUUUCAAAGUCAAUGUGUCAAAUUUGGAGGGUCACUUCUUCCAUUAUAGCGUUGCUCUUUUUUAUGAAGAUGGCCGUCCUGUUGAUGGAAAGGGUAUUGGUAGAAAAGUGAUUGAUAGGGUGCAUGUGACAUAUCAUAGUGAAUUGGACGGAAAGGACUUCGCUUAUGAUGGGGAAAAGAGUCUGUUUACAGUUGGGGCCCUUCCACGAAACAAACUUGAAUUCGUUGUUGUUCUUGAUGAGGUCUUGUCUAAUAGGAAUAAUGGAAACAGUAGCCCUGAUGGUUGUGGGAGUCCAAAUCACAGUGAUCGAAAGAGAUUACGUCGAGCAUUCCAUUCCAAAACAUACAAGGUGGAGAUUAGCUAUGCUGCCAAAAUUCCCAUGCAGGCCAUAGCAAGUGCUUUACGUGGUCAAGAAUCAGAAAAUUCCCAAGAAGCCCUGAGAGUUCUAGAUAUAAUAUUGAGACAGCAUGCUUCGAAGCAGGGAUGCCUUCUUGUUCGACAGUCUUUCUUUCACAAUAAUUCAAGAAAUUUUGCCGAAGUGGGAGGUGGUGUUCUUGGCUGCAAGGGUUUCCAUUCCAGUUUCAGGUCCACACAGGGUGGCUUGUCUUUGAACAUCGAUGUGUCUACCACCAUGAUCAUCCAGCCAGGGCCAGUGGUGGAUUUUUUAAUUGCCAACCAAAAUGUGAGAGACCCCUAUUCACUUGAUUGGGCAAAGGCUAAACGAGUGCUCAAGAAUUUGAGGAUCAAAACAAAUCCCACCAAUCAAGAGUUCAAGAUCACAGGGCUGAGUGAGAAACCAUGCCGGGAGCAAACGUUUACAUUGAAGCAAAAAAAUGGGAAGGAUGGGGACCCGGAAGAAUUGGAAGUGACCGUUUAUGAUUAUUUUGUUAACCAUCGCAAUAUACAGUUGAGCUAUUCUGCAGAUCUACCAUGUAUUAAUGUUGGGAAGCCAAAGCGUCCAACCUUUUUCCCUAUUGAGCUUUGUGAUUUGGUGUCUUUACAACGGUAUACAAAAGCCUUGUCCACUCUUCAAAGAGCUUCGCUGGUGGAGAAAUCAAGGCAGAAACCACAGGAGCGGAUGAGGACUUUGUCUGAUGCUCUGAAAACCAGUAAUUAUAGUGCUGAACCUUUGCUACGUUCAUGUGGUAUUUCAAUCAGUAAUAACUUCACUCAGGUUGAAGGUCGUGUUUUGGCUGCUCCUAGGUUGAAAGUAGGGAAUGGGGAGGAUUUCUUCCCUAGAAAUGGGCGGUGGAAUUUCAAUAACAAGAAAUUAGUGCAGCCAACUAGGAUUGAAAAGUGGGCUGUUGUUAACUUCUCUGCUCGUUGUGAUGUGCGAGGCCUUGUUCGUGAUCUCAUCAAAUGUGGAGAGAUGAAGGGGAUUAACAUAAGUGAUCCAUUUGAUGCAUUUGAAGAAAGUCCUCAAAAUAGACGUGCCCCUCCGAUGGUUAGGGUGGAAAGGAUGUUUGACGAAAUACAGUCAAAACUUCCUGGACAACCACAGUUCCUUCUAUGUUUGCUUCCAGAGAGAAAAAAUUCUGAACUUUAUGGCCCAUGGAAGAAAAAAAAUCUUUCAGAGUUUGGGAUUGUCACACAGUGCAUUGCUCCUACCAGGGUCAAUGACCAAUAUCUUACGAAUGUUCUUUUGAAGAUUAAUGCAAAGCUUGGUGGGUUAAAUUCAAUGUUGGCUGUUGAACUUGCUCCUUCCAUGCCUAUGGUUUCGAAGGUUCCCACAAUCAUCCUUGGAAUGGAUGUCUCUCAUGGUUCUCCUGGGCAGUCUGACAUACCUUCAAUUGCUGCAGUGGUCAGUUCCAGGCAGUGGCCAUUGAUUUCAAAAUAUAGGGCAUCUGUCCGUAGUCAGUCACCCAAGGUGGAAAUGAUUGAUUCACUGUUUAAACCGGUCUCUGAAACUGACGAUGAUGGUAUAAUGAGGGAGCUUCUACUUGAUUUUUAUACGAGUUCUGGGAAACGUAAACCUGAUCAGAUUAUCAUAUUCAGGGAUGGUGUCAGUGAGUCUCAGUUUAAUCAAGUUUUGAACAUUGAACUGGAUCAAAUCAAUGAGGCCUGCAAAUUUCUUGAUGCAAAUUGGUCACCCAAGUUUGUGGUGAUUAUUGCUCAGAAAAACCACCAUACAAAAUUCUUCCAGCCUGGGGCCCCUGAGAAUGUUCCACCUGGAACUGUCAUAGACAACAAAAUUUGUCAUCCACGGAACAAUGACUUCUAUCUCUGUGCACAUGCUGGAAUGAUUGGGACCACAAGGCCAACACAUUACCAUGUUCUACUUGAUGAUGUUGGUUUUUCAGCAGAUGAUCUACAGGAACUUGUGCAUUCUCUAUCUUAUGUGUAUCAGAGAAGCACAACUGCUAUUUCUGUUGUUGCCCCCAUAUGCUAUGCUCACUUAGCAGCCAGUCAGGUUGGACAGUUCAUGAAAUUUGAAGACAUGUCAGAUACAUCCUCAAGCCGUGGUGGGUUGACAUCUGCCGGAGCUCCUCCUGUCCCUCUACUGCCGAGGUUGAAGGACAACGUGUCCAGUUCCAUGUUUUUCUGUUGAGUCUCUGGUGGGCUCUUAGGUCUUAGUGUAUUUAGUUUCACUUUGAAGAUUGUGUAUAUAGUUUCCUAAAGUUUUUUGUUGUGGUAUCCAACCGCCACGGGUAGAUGUUUGAAACAUCUAUGAACUACAACAUGUUUUAGCAUAUUUUGGGGACGGGUACGUUAGUACAUGUUUGAAACGUCUAUGAACUUACGACAUGUUUAGUAUUUUGAGGACGGAUAGGGUAGCAUGUUGAUCGUUAGGCUGUCUUAACUGAUCUUCUGACCUGCAGUCUUUUGACCUAAUCAGGUUUUAAUAGGUUUCAAUAUUUUGCUUGUGCCUUCA